Mya arenaria is the source of this 691-nucleotide messenger RNA. RefSeq lists its product as uncharacterized. Gene Ontology annotation, molecular function: proton transmembrane transporter activity. NCBI's taxonomy places the organism in Eukaryota, Metazoa, Mollusca, Bivalvia, Myida, Myidae. The transcript is spliced from 4 exons. Gene Ontology annotation, biological process: proton motive force-driven ATP synthesis. Bases 42 to 380 code for a protein of 112 amino acids. The record is from RefSeq and is a predicted model, not a curated record.
CAGGCAGUUUAUUCGGCCGACACCGGUUUGACCUCGGCAACAUGAGUCUCCCAGACAAAUCUACCGGCGAUUACAUUGCAAACCUUAGUAAAACAUGGCAUUCUCAGACCGGUGCGCCCAACCCAUUAACACAGUUGGCACCUAGAAAGCCUACAGUUUUCAUUCGGGGUAUGCGAUGGAUUCUUUUUGCCUCUGGUCUCUUUUAUGGAUUUACAAGACUACGAUACCUUACUGAGAAGGAGAAGCCAGUAACGGAACUGUAUGAAACAUUAACUGACUUCAAGGCAGAGCGGGAAAAGAAAUACCGCCGAGAAUACGGAGCAAGUGAAGCAAAGGCAUUGUACUUCUACGUUUUUGGUGAAGAUAAGAAGGAUGAUUAACUGUGAUGGGAGACCAUUAGACCUUAUGUUUACUUAGGCUAUAGGACAAGAGGCUGUGUAUUUAUUUUAGAGUUUUGACCACAAAAUCUGACAAAUUGUCUUUGGAAGCUUGUGAAUAAAAUCAAAUGAUGUCAAGUUGUAAUUUCCAUAAAAAACGUAACAAAAAGAAAAACACAUAUUUGUGUGAGAAAUCUUAUUUUAUAAAAUAAACAAAUAUGAAUGCAGUGAUUGAACUCAGAGAUUUAUUAGUGUUUGGUUUGACUUAUACUGUAUUGAUGUUACAUAUUUUAUACAGUAAAACAUAAACUAAU